Messenger RNA from Recurvomyces mirabilis, 1212 nucleotides. RefSeq lists its product as uncharacterized. Gene Ontology annotation, biological process: canonical NF-kappaB signal transduction. Lineage: Eukaryota; Fungi; Ascomycota; Dothideomycetes; Mycosphaerellales; Teratosphaeriaceae. The transcript has a single exon. The record is from RefSeq and is a predicted model, not a curated record. The coding region runs from base 1 to 1212 and encodes 403 amino acids.
AUGCCAUCCUUGGAGGAUAGCAGAAGGCAGGUUGAGAAGAACUUGGCCAGUCUAUCACAAGGGCCGGAUCACAACGAUAUACUGGCUCGGCUGCAGGACGAGAUAGACAAGCACAACGCGGUAAAAGACGGGCUGCGCGAUACCAUCGAUCGAGAAGGCCAUGAUGGAGAGGGGAUGUGCUCGAAGCAUAGUACACGUUCCGCCAAGUUCAGGUUCAAGGAUGGAAAAGAAGUGGACAGAAAGCGUGGUCAUCGUUCACACCGGCGUGAUGAGGAGCGCAAACAUAAGCGUCGUAGGGAAGAGUACCCAACCCCACCAUCAGCGGACACUGAAGCAGCCCACCCCUUCCCACGUGAACCCACUACUCUAGAUGAGCCCGGAGCACCGAAUGACGAUGCAGCAUUUCGUCACUCUCUGUUCGAUGCUUUGGCAGACGACGAAGGUGCAGCGUACUGGGAGGGUGUAUACGAGCAGCCCAUCCACAUAUAUGAUAGGCCUACUGUGUCCACCCCACAAGGUGAGCUGGAGCAGAUGUCAGAUGCGGAAUACGCUGCACAUGUGAAAACGAGAAUGUGGGAGCGCAAGCAUCCCGAGGUUGUGAUCGAGAGGGAGCGAAGUGAGCGGAAGCGAAAAGAGGCCGAGGAAGAACGGGCACGAGAGCGAGAGGCAUUUAUCAGGAGGAAGGAGCAGGCUGCCUGGGAGAGAGCGGAGGGGAGGAAUGCUAGGAAGUUUGCGGACGAUAAGGGUGAUUACGAGAAAACACACUGGAGACGGGCUGAGUACGAAUUCGCCGGUGAAGCCAACACCUACGCGGAUGCGGACCACGACCAACAGGCUCGCAAAGAGGAAUAUAUUGCGGCAUGGGCGCGGUACCUCACAGCGUGGGAUAGACUCAAACUCGAGCUGCUCGACGAGCGGACCAAUCCACCUACGACUACGCUGACAGCUUCGAAGCGCAUACCGUGGCCUGUUCUGAAGUCGAAGCCUGUCAUACGAGGCAAUAUUGAGGACUUCUUGCGGCACGGUACUCGUUCUGGCGAGGGGAAUGCACUCAGCCUCUUGAAGGCCGAGAGAGUUCGCUGGCAUCCGGACAAGGUGCAGCAGCGCUUUGCUGGCAUCGUGGAGGAGGGCACGAUGAAGCUCGUGACAGGCGUGUUCCAAGUUGUGGAUGCACUUUUUGAGGAGGAGAGGAAGAAAGCCCGAUGCAAAUAA